This is a messenger RNA of Camellia sinensis, 2362 nucleotides long. Its product is annotated as protein CORTICAL MICROTUBULE DISORDERING 3. NCBI's taxonomy places the organism in Eukaryota, Viridiplantae, Streptophyta, Magnoliopsida, Ericales, Theaceae. The record is from RefSeq and is a predicted model, not a curated record.
UUGUCUCUUCCCCCAUCACCCUUCUGUUUCUCCAUCUUCUUCUUCUUCUUCCUCCUCCUCCUCCAAAAAAACCCUAAUUUCUUCUUCAUCAAAUCUCACAUAUACCCCUUAAUUCUCUCUCUAGAAAAGAUCAAUCAAUGGCGACUCUAACUCCGGGAAUUCUGCUAAAGCUCCUCCAGUCCAUGAACUCCAACACCAGAGUUACCGGCGACCACCGCUCUCCUCUCCUCCAGCUCAUCGGAAUCGUGCCUGCCCUAGCCGGCUCCGACCUCUGGUCUAACCACGGCUUCCACGUCCAGCUCUCCGACUCCCUCCACUCCACCUACGUCUCUCUCUCCGACCUUGACUCCGAUCUCAUCCUCACCGAUCGCCUCCAGCUCGGCCAGUUCGUCUACAUCGACCACUUCCUCAUCGAUUCUCCGGUCCCUCGUGCCUCCUCCAUUCGUCCCAUCCCCGGCCGCCACCCCUUCCUCGGAACUCCCGACCCUUUAAUCGCUCGCAUUUCGGAAUCCAAGCGGGAGUUCGUGAUUCAGCCCGUAUCGGAUUCGGAUCAAUCGAACGAUCCAAUUGUUUCGUUGUUCACCAACAAGAAACUUGAGGAGUCGAAAAUUGAGGCUAAGAUUGACAAAAAGCUUACCGCAAGACGAGUUUUAGCGCCGAGAGAUGAUAAUAUUAAUGUAUUGGUGAAGAAAGAGAAGGAAUUGAAGGUUUCUGAUAGGACUCAGAGGUUUUCAUCUCCCGGUGCUGUGAAGCAACAACGGUCUGCAUCGGUGGAGAAGAAGAUGAAGAAUAUAGCCGUUGUGGAGAGAGAACCGUCGCCGGCGGGGAAAGUGAAGAGGUCGGCGUCGCCGGUGCCGUCGAAGUGUGUGGUUCCGAGUUUGGUUGUUGCUUGUGAAGAGAAUCGGACGAAUUCGAGGGAGCCGGCAAUUGUAGUGCCAUCGAAGUAUCGACAGGCGUCACCGAAUGGGCGGAAACAAGCAUCGCCGAAUCCCAGGAGGAUGUCAAUUUCGCCCGGAAGGAGACUUUCCGGGGGAAUUAGGGUUUCGCCUGUUGUUGGGGCGGUGGAUUCUGCGAGUAAGAAGAAGAUGGCGACUAUAGUUGCUGGGAUUGCAAAGGUUUCGGAGGCGAUUGUCGGGUCAGCGAAGGCGAAUAAAAAGAGCUGGGAUGAUUCAUCAGCAGUGGAGGAGGCUUCUGGGGAGCAGAAACAGAAGAGUUCAAUGAAAAAUAAGCCAGAUUUGCAAGCAAUUUUGCGAACUCAGGCUGCUAUUUCUAGGCGUCUAAGCGAUGUGAAUGGUCAAAAGCCCGAUAAAGAUGAUUCUGAAAACUGUGAGAAAGCAAAAUCUAGCAGUUUGGUGGCCGAGAAGCCAAUCUGCACAGCUCCAGGAAUCACUGUUCAUGAGAAGAAAUGGACUGAUGGUAGUACUCCGUUGGAUGCAGUCUCAGCAAAGCUUGCAAGGCUUGGGAAGGAAGCUAUGCAGAGGAGGACCCUUUCUUCUUCAGCUGCUGCUGAAGCUCUGGAAGAGGCCAUUGCCUCCGAGUCUAUUGUAAGGAGCUUAAGUAUGUUUUCGGAUCUUUGUUCCACAUCCAAGGGAGGAAAUCCUUUGCCAACAAUCGACCAUUUUAUGUCCAUAUACAAUGAAGUUGUGAAAUCAACAACUACUGCUGAAUCAAUAGCCACAAACUGCAAUUCCCUCACUCCUACCAACAAUAUCCCAACAGAGCAUUCAAAAUCCAUUUCUCUUUGGGUAGAAGCCGCUCUGGCAACAGAUCUUGAAAUCGUCUCCCUCCUGACCAACCAAAACUCUGAGCCUCGUCCAACUCUGCAAAAACGUUCAUCAAAACGACAAUCUUUCAGUACACCUUCCAAAAAUCACGUGACUGCUUCUUCAUCAACCCCCCCUUCAAAUACUACUGGGAAGACAUGGACAAGGGGAUGUGGAAUGAAUGAGAAUCGAGAACUUGGAUUGAAAUUGCAAUCAGAGAUGCAAAUGUGGAUUGUACGGUUUGUUGAGGAGUCAUUGGAUGCUGGUUUUCGAGUGUUGGGAAAGUGUUCUAGUGACACUGUGGGCCUUGAUUCUGGUCCAAUUACCGUAGUGUUGUCGCAAUUGAAGCGAGUCAACGACUGGUUGGAUCGUGUGGUGUCAAAAGAGGAUGAAUUCUUGAUAGGAAAGAUUGAGCAGCUAAAGCGGAAGAUCUAUGGAUUUGUUAUCCAACAUGUGGGGACGACUGCUUCAUCUUGAUUUCUUAACAGGUUGUUCUUACAAUAAUUUGUUUUGCAUCAUUUAUUUAGUAAAAUGUGGUUGGAAAAUUGUUAGAAAUGCAAGUUUCCUUUAGAUACAAUUCUUGCCAAUUCUGUUGUAUA